This is a messenger RNA of Nelumbo nucifera (sacred lotus), 1243 nucleotides long. It is a transcript of the gene PPD5, whose product is annotated as PsbP domain protein (Mog1/PsbP/DUF1795-like photosystem II reaction center PsbP family protein). Gene Ontology annotation, molecular function: calcium ion binding. Lineage: Eukaryota; Viridiplantae; Streptophyta; Magnoliopsida; Proteales; Nelumbonaceae. Gene Ontology annotation, biological process: photosynthesis. The record is from RefSeq and is a predicted model, not a curated record. Gene Ontology annotation, cellular component: photosystem II; photosystem II oxygen evolving complex; extrinsic component of membrane.
GAGUGACUCGAUACUCGAGUGGAUGAGCUAACACUGAGUAGAGGAGAGGAACAAUGACGACAGCUCUUCUCCCUCCCUCUCUUUCUCUUUCCAAAUUCAGUAACCCUUCGUCUCCAAAUCUUCCAAUCCUUUUCAGAAACCAGACUAGACGCAAGCUUUAUCAGAAGAAGUGCCUAUUAGCAGAGAAAAUCCCAUUCGUUUCUUGUUCUUCUUCAAUACCCACUUCGGGAAAUGACUUUCGAAAAAGGGAUUUAGUACUGUUUGGCUUUUCUUCUACCGUAUUUAUGAUCUUUCCACCUUCAGUUCUGGUUGCUGCUGCUGAGCCGGAAGAAGAGUUAAAAAUGUCCUUACUAGUUGAUGAUAUAAAUGCUUAUUCUUUUCUGUACCCAUCGGAGUUGCCAUCAAAGAAGUUUGUCUUCAAAUGGGUGGAAUCCAGAAAACCAGAACGCUAUUCUUCAGCUGCCCCACUAUCUCCUGAUGCACGCCAACGUAUAGUGUCCGAGCGGGUCGACAUAAAAGAUAACCUCAUAAUUUCUGUUUCGAUAGGUCCUCCCAAUUCACAGUUCUUAAAAAUGAAGGAUAAGAAGACAUGGAGCGCAAAAGAUGUUGCUGAUUCUGUUUUAGCUGAUAAGUCUGCUUUGCGUGUCACUUCCAGUCAGCGUCUGGCUGAGAGCUCUGUUCUUGAUACACAUUCUAGUGAAAUUGACGGUGAGCCCUAUUGGUACUACGAAUAUCUAGUUCGCAAGUCACCCACAAAAUCUGCUCAAGAAUCAAAUAUUUAUCGACACCAUGUAGGUUCUACUGCUGAACGAGAUGGUUACUUGUACUCAUUGAAUGCUUCUACUCUUACCAAGCAGUGGAACUUUAUGGGACCCUUCCUAGAAAAAACGGUGGCUUCUUUUCGACUUCUUCCUCCCACAGAGAGCUAUGUACCUCCAUAUAAAGAUCCAUGGAGGUUUUGGUGACAAAUAGUUUCAGGAUUCUUGUUCAAUUUCACUUAUUUUUUUCUUUGCAUUAUAUAAAAUUCAGAUUUCUUGACUGGAAUCACUUCCAUUUCUGGUGAAAUUAUUUUUCCAUUCCUUGGGAGCAACAAGACUGUAUUCAUUGUUGUAUCAGCGGCUUCUUACUUAGCUUAGCAUGCAAGAGAUGGUCAUAGGUCAUUUUCAGUCAAUCAGGAUUAGUUACAUAACUUGAGAAGAAUUUUGCAUUGAUUGAAUACACUGCUCCCCUCUCAUCUUUUUCA